AUGGCUAGCAAGGCGGAGAAAAAGUUAGCAGCGGACCUUCUGACGAGACGACGAGCAUGUGCCGAACGAGAUGUGGUGGAGAAGUUCGUAGCGGAUUUCACCUAUGAACGGGAUUGUUGCCAGGUUGCGGUACGUUUGGAGGCGCUCAACAAGUGCAACGAACUCUUCUUGAACGUGCAAAACGACAUCGAGAUGGGUGACAGCGAAGAACGGUUCGAGACACAUCUGGAGUUCCGGACGGAUUUCGAGGAUCGGUUUUGCAGAGCGAAAGGUUUUUUGUUGUCAAAGUUGGAAAGCAGGGAGCAUCUUCUGAGUUCGACGAUCAUGCACGCAUCGACUUCUCAUAGCAUGUCUUCCAGUUUCCAUCAUCGGCUGCCUAAAAUCGAUCUACCGAAGUUUAGCGGGGAUGAAUCGCGAUGGAUAUCAUUUCGCGACAACUUCAUUUCGAUGAUCCACUGCAACGAGGACAUACCGAUCGUCAACAAGCUGCAGUACCUGUUGCAGUCGCUGGAAGGAGAGGCAAGAAAACCGUUCGAGUCUGUGGAUAUCCAAGCCGAUAACUAUGCGUCGACGUGGGACGCAUUGAAAAAGCGCUACGACAACAAGCGAUUCCUCAAGAAGGAGCUGUUUCGAGGCCUGUACAAUCUUCCACCGAUCGAGUAUGAGUCAGCUCAAGACCUCAACACACUAGUGGAUGAUUUUCAGCGACACGUCAAGGCUUUGGGAAAGUUGGGCGAACCGAUUGAGCAUUGGGACACUCCGCUCAUCUUCAUCCUUUUAAACAAGUUGGAUUCGGCGACGAUUCGUGCAUGGGAGCAAGAUACUCGACAGAAGGACGAGGUGAAAUACGAAGAGCUCAUCGAGUUUCUCAUCCACCAGGUCCGGAUGUUGAAAUCCGUGGACAGCGAUCUCCAACAUCGUUCCUCAGUGCCUACCGUUUCCAAGGUGGCCGGACAAAUCCCGAAGAAACCAGUUCCCAUCCGAUCUGUCGUGAACACAGCUACUUCCGAAACUCAAUCCAGCACUUCGCCAUGCCACUGUUGCCUGAGACAACAUCCAUUGCACCAAUGUCCAGCAUUUCAGCACCUGUCAAGCUCCCAACGGCGAGAGCUUGUGACACAGCACAGCCUUUGCUGGAAUUGCUUCCGCGUGAACCACCAGGCAAGAUCCUGUAAAUCAAAGUUCCUGUGUAGGAUUUGCCAAGCGAAGCACCAUACUAUGUUGCACGACCAAGCAGCACCACCGAACGAGUCCUCAUCCGAGAGAUCACAAGCCACACAAGCGAAUCCAGGCCCCGAUAGAUCGCUUAGCCCUCCAACAGUAAAUCUAUCCGUGCAUUCAAAUUCAACCGUUCUCUUGGAGACAGUCUCGCUGUUAGUAGUCGACCGAUACGGCAGAAAGAUCCAAGCACGAGCUCUACUUGAUUCUGCAGCGAUGUCAAAUUUCAUCACCAAGAAGCUGGCGAACGAACUCGCCACCCGCCAAAGCCCCGUGGACAUCGCAGUUGCCGGAAUUGGAGAGUCAGUCAAGCGUAUCAAGCACAAGUUAGCUGCCAAGAUCAUAUCCAGGAACAGCGACUUCUCCACCACACUCGAUUUCCUCGUCAUGAAGAAACCAACAUCAUAUCUCCCCACAUCCCCGAUCGAUUCAACUGCCUGGAGAAUGCCGAUGGUUCCAUUGGCGGAUCCUCAGUUCAACGUUCCAGCAACAAUCGACAUGAUCAUCGGUGGAGAAUGUUACCAUGAGUUUCACACAGGCGUACGCCACUCCCUUGGUAACGGUCUCCCGUUUUUUGUGGACACCCAUUUUGGCUGGACAGUUUCUGGCAAAGUGGAUUCCAGCUCCACCACCGCACCGCGAGCGUGCUUCCUCUCCACCGUUGAUCAAACCCGAGAAACGAUCCCUGGGGAGUUCCGGCCAAUGGACACCACCGAUGGGAGCCAAAGGAUGGACGUUGAACCCUCCACCACUCAAAUCCACGAUCAAGGAUACUUCACCCACCAUUCCCGGUUCAAGGAUCCACAAACCACCCUUGGAGAUUACGAAACGAAUGCCACACAUCGAAACUCCACCAGAGAUACACACCACAAGAUUCCUGGAAGUAACGACCAAUUCGGAAUAGCGCACCAGAGCGAUCCUGUUGAAGACUACAAACCACACUGCUAUCUGCCAAAUCACCCGGUGCUCAAGGAAGCCAGCAAAACCACCAACGAACGCGUGGUAUUCAACGCAUCCUGUGGGCCCAACUCAGGGUACGCGCUCAAAGAUACGCUGCUCGUCGGUUCCGUCGUUCAACAAAAUUCACUGUCCGCCACCUAUCUAAGCGCCGCUAAGGUCAACGACGAAGGAGAAGACGCUGUCUGUGGAUCCUGCUGCUACGUUGUCCCUUUCGCCACACAGCACUCUGUUACCGCUAUGGAGUACUGUGCACCUGUUCUGCCAACAGAACCGUUCCGGAUACCUCAAUGGUCAAAGUCGCCACAGCAUCGUUGGAGAACUGCCGCUGCUAAACGUACAACUGCUAUCCAGAUUGGUACAGACGGGCCCAGUUGGAGACGCAUGCCGGGAGUGCAAAAUGCAGUCAGCGAACUCUCCAGUAACCUACAGCCGUCCGACUUACCUGCAUGGUGUUACGAUCCGUCGCCGCUGAAAUACCGGCCCUGUUUCGCCACCUUACGGUCACUAGAUCGCCUUGCACAGCUUCAUCCAGGUCGAGAUGGAGUCGUUCCGAUCCUUAGACGUCCUUCAUUCCUCAUCAUCAUCGAGAUCCUUCUACAAAGACCGGCAGAGCACGCCGAAUGUGACUCACUGCGCAUGUCGAGCGCUAAUAGAUCACCAACUAUCGUACAUCGUCGCAGCAUCUCAUGGGCCAUCAUCGAGAACGGCCAACAACAUCGGUAUCAACAGCAGAGUCUUCAAAGAUCGGUAGAGCACGCCGAACGUUGCUCAACGCGCUUAAAGGGCGCUAACAGAUUCUGCACCAGUUCCGAUGUUACGACGAAGUUCUUCGAUGUGCGACGUGUCAACCGUAUCUUCUGGUCCAACCGAAUGAGUUCUCAGCCGAGUGAUCACCCGGGUCCCACUAUCGAUCCCUAG
Messenger RNA from Uranotaenia lowii, 3096 nucleotides. RefSeq lists its product as uncharacterized. Lineage: Eukaryota; Metazoa; Arthropoda; Insecta; Diptera; Culicidae. The transcript has 4 exons. The record is from RefSeq and is a predicted model, not a curated record. The coding region runs from base 1 to 3096 and encodes 1031 amino acids.